UUGGAAGAGCAUUUGAAUGCAGCAUGGGACAAGUGAGGGAAAGAGGAAGGAAUCCACGUACUCAAUCUUCCAUCGCCAGCCGUUUACUGUCCUCAAUGUUUAACACUACGUUUAUUUGAUGAAACGCUGCUUUUAAGUAAGCGGAUAACGGGUUUCAUAGUGGCGGGGUGACGUGGAAUAACCCACAUUGGUGCAGUUUGCUGAACGGGAGAGGACUAAAAUGGAGCUGGAAGACGGAGUUGUGUACCAGGACGACCCGGGGACAUCAGCGAUGAUGUCUGAGCGGGUAUCGGGCCUGGCCAACUCCAUCUACCGCGAGUUCGAGAAGCUUAUCGGGAAAUACGACGAGGACGCGGUGAAGGAGCUGAUGCCGCUGGUCGUGGCCGUGCUGGAGAACCUGGACUCGGUGUUCGCCGAGAACCAGGAGCACGAAGUGGAGCUGGAGCUGCUGAAGGAAGACAACGAGCAGCUCAUCACCCAGUACGAGCGGGAGAAAGCGCUGAGGAAACAUGCAGAGGAGAAGUUCAUUGAGUUUGAGGACACUCAUGAACAGGAUAAGAAGGACCUGCAGAACCAUGUGGACAGAAUGGAGUCCCACUCACGGCAGCUGGAACUUAAGAUCAAGAACUACGCAGACCAGAUUGGCAGGUUAGAAGAACGUGAGUUGGAGCUCAAGAAAGAAUACAACUCCCUCCAUCAGCGCCACACAGAGAUGAUCCAUAACUAUAUGGAGCACGUAGAGAGGAUCAAAAUGCAGCAGAUAAGUGAGACUUCAGAUUCCAGCGCGGUCGGCCGAAUCAGGAGAGAGCGCCCUCUUUCUUUGGGGAUCUUCCCAUCUCCUGGUGGAGCAUCUCUGCUAAACCCAGACCCCCAGGCCAGGGCAGAGACACCAGGCACAGAGGGCUGGAGGUUCACCGACCUGAUGCGGUCCAACACUAGUCUCAAGCAGUUGGACUUUGUCAACCCCCCAAAGGAAAGGGAUGGUAAGAGUGCCCAGGACUCUACUUGGGGGAAUUCACUGGCAGACGACUGCAAGGAUGAGCUGUCUGACUUCAAUGGCUCGAAGUCAGCCACACCGAUGUCCACCACGGCCUCGGACAUGGAGAGGGAAGGGGGGAACAGUAAGAGCAUGGAGGUGCAAGCUGCACCUGGGACCAGAUCCAUAUCAGUAGGUUUGCCUGAAAAUGAGGACAACUCAGAUGUGCAGGACAUUAUUGAGUCCACCCCUGAGCUGGACAUGGAUCUCAUUGGAUACAAGCCCUGCAGUACUCCUACUAAAGGCAUUGAGAACAUGGCAUUUGACCGAAACACAGACUCUCUGUUUGAAGAGCUGUCGUCUGCAGGCACUGGACUUAUAGGGGAUGUGGAUGAAGGGGCCGACCUGCUGGUGGAGUACUCUGACCUUAGUUUGAUUGGUAUGGGCCGAGAAGUUGAAAAUCUUAUUCAGGAGAAUUCACAACUGCUCGAGACAAAGAAUGCUCUGAACGUGGUGAAUAAAGACUUGAUAUUGAAGGUGGACGAGUUGACCUGUGAGAAGGAGAUGUUGCAGGGAGAGAUGGAGGCUGUGCUGCAGGCCAAGACCAAGCUGGAGGACAAGAACAGAGAGAUGGAGGAGGAACUCAAAAAAGUGCGACUGGAGGUGGAGGAAAUGAAACACAAAACUAAAGAUGAAGAAGAUAGUGAUGUACCUACAGCCCAGAGGAAGCGCUUCACCAGAGUGGAAAUGGCCCGAGUCCUGAUGGAAAGAAAUCAGUACAAAGAGAGACUGAUGGAGCUACAGGAAGCUGUGCGGUGGACAGAGAUGAUCAGGGCCUCAAGAGAAAAUCCAACACUCUCAGAAAAAAAGAAAUCCAGCAUCUGGCAGUUCAUUAGCUUCAGCAGACUGUUUAGCUCCUCCUCCAGUUCGCCGGCUAUAAAGAAAGUCGAGUCCCAGUCCAACAUGAAGUACAACCCCCCUGGCGGCAUGGUAAAGAGGAGUAGCACCUUCUCUCAGUUCCCCACAGAGAAGUCCAAGACUUUCGACUUCCUCAAUGAAGAAAAGGACCAGUGCAGCUCGCCAUCACGUAAAGAGCAGAAGAGAGCCCAGUACAGACAGGUCAAGGCCCACAUGCAGAAGGAGGAUGGACGAGUCACGGCACACGGCUGGAGCCUGCCCAGCAAAUACAAGGUGGCAAAUGGUGAACAGGUGGAGAACAAGAUGAACUUACCUGUACCAGUAUACUUAAGACCUCUGGAUCAGAAAGAUGCUUCCAUGAAGCUGUGGUGUGCUGCAGGGCUCAACCUGUCCGGAGGGAGGACAUUGCCAGAGCUCACCAGGCAGAUAAAGGGUUCUCAGAGUAGCCUGGACCAGUUAGAGCAAGAGAGUAAGGAUCAUGAGAAAGGGGAGCAGGAGAAGGAGCUGGUCCUUCAGGACGAGACAUCCAGUAGGGUGUGGGUGUGCACCAGCACCCACUCCUCCACCAAGGUGAUGGUGCUGGAUGCCAGUCAGCCCUCUGACCUACUUGACUGCUUCUACGCCUGCAACACCCACGUCGUCUGCAUUGCCAGCGUGCCAGGUGUGUUGGAGUCUGAUUAUUUGGCAGGUGAGGAGGUGCCCCAAGACCUGGAGGCUAGUCAAGGUGACGGGGUGUCACUGGCCGGCAGUGUGGCCAGCGUGGGCUCAGCAGGCAGCGAUGGAGCCAUGGCAGCAGAGGGGACCACUGCCAUUCCCCAGACGGCCAGCACAGGUGUCACCGACCAGCCUGCUGAGCACAGUGGCAUCUCUAGCUCUGUUGAGCUGUCCAGAGAGACCAGUCCUGCAGAAGACGGCGUUCCUGCGGCGGAAGAGGCAACGGAAGCAACGGAGGCUAAUGCUGGCGUGGGCGAAGAAGGAGAGGAGGACCAGGGAGCGGAUCCAAACCAGCCAGGAAUCUAUACGGAGCAUGUGUUCACUGACCCGCUCGGCGUGGGACCCACUGACUCCCCUUCUGCUAACGCACAGAGGGGCUGCGGGCAUGAUGACGACACUUCUUUUCCAGAAGUCUCCAACCCAUCAGAUGGGGAAGUACUGAGGAUGAGCAGCGCCCUACCCACCAUGUGGCUGGGAGCGCAGAAUGGAUGUCUGUAUGUACACUCGUCUGUGGCUCGAUGGAGGAAGUGUCUCCAUGCCAUCAAGCUGAAAGACUCCAUCCUCAGCAUAGUACAUGUUAAAGGGAGAGUCUUGGUAGCACUGGCUGAUGGGACAUUAGCAAUUUUCCACAGAGGCAUUGCAGACGGUCAGUGGGAUUUAACCAACUACCACCUGUUGGAUCUGGGACGGCCCCACCACUCUAUCCGCUGUAUGACCGUGGUCCAUGACAAGGUGUGGUGUGGCUACAGGAACAAGAUCUACGUCAUACAGCCGAAGGCCAUGAGGAUAGAGAAAUCGUUUGACGCUCAUCCUCGCAAGGAGAGUCAGGUGCGGCAGCUGGCCUGGGUUGGAGACGGUAUCUGGGUGUCCAUCCGUCUGGAUUCAACUCUACGCUUGUUUCACGCCCACACCUACCAGCACCUCCAGGACGUGGACAUCGAGCCCUACGUCAGCAAGAUGUUGGGUACGGGUAAACUGGGCUUCUCUUUUGUGAGAAUCACAGCUCUGAUGGUGUCCUGCAGCCGGCUCUGGGUGGGGACAGGAAACGGCGUCAUUAUCUCCAUCCCUCUGUCUGAAGCCAACAAGACAACAGGAAUAGUGCCAAAUCGUCCCGGCAGCGCUGUCCGGGUUUACGGUGACGACGGUUCAGACUGUGUCGUGCAGGGCAGCUUCGUGCCAUAUUGCUCCAUGGCCCACGCCCAGCUGUGUUUCCAUGGACAUCGAGAUGCUGUCAAGUUUUUUGUCACCGUGCCAGGUCAGGCGAUGCCCCCUCCAGGCAGUGCUGAUUCAGGCUCUGAUGACCCUCCAUCUGAAUCCUCUGACACAGCAACCUCUGAGCCCAAAACCUUCCUGGUCAUGAGUGGAGGCGAAGGCUACAUUGACUUCAGAAUGGGCGAUGAAGGCGGUGAGUUGGACGGUUUAUCCGAACCAACAGCCAGCCAGCAGUCGCCGCCUACCAAGGCCGAGCGAAGCCACCUCAUCGUCUGGCAGGUCACAACCUCACAUGACUGAAAGAAAAAAAAAAACCUUACAGACUGUUGUGUCAACACCACGACCGCCCACCAAACCCCCCGCAUGUCCUCAACGUUUUUAAUUUAUAUCACUGAUUGUUCUUAAUGCCUGAGUAGUUGACUACUUUGUAAAAAAAACAAUUAUUUUUAGUCCAUGUUUUUGUACAGUUUAUUCUUUAUGAAUUUGAAUUAGUUAAGGUGAGGUUUAUGUUAACUUAAAGAAUACGUGCAAGCUCCAAGUUUUCCCUUCUGCUGGUCUGCAUGCUGAAAAAGCCGGUGCACACUGGAAAGGCCAAGUUAAUGCAACUAAAGCUGUGGGCAUAGUUUGAUCAGGUGAUGUAUGGAAGUUGUUGCUCUCCCAACUGUUAAAAAAGGGUUUAGAUGUGAAAGAUAAAAGGAAAAAGCGCUUGAAGCAGUGUCGCUGUCCUUA
This is a messenger RNA of Etheostoma cragini (Arkansas darter), 4549 nucleotides long. RefSeq names its product sperm associated antigen 9a (gene spag9a). Bases 221 to 4120 code for a protein of 1299 amino acids. Gene Ontology annotation, biological process: vesicle-mediated transport. Lineage: Eukaryota; Metazoa; Chordata; Actinopteri; Perciformes; Percidae. Gene Ontology annotation, molecular function: kinesin binding; signaling receptor complex adaptor activity; MAP kinase scaffold activity. The record is from RefSeq and is a predicted model, not a curated record. The transcript is spliced from 33 exons. Gene Ontology annotation, cellular component: cytoplasm.